Molecule: messenger RNA, 5852 nt
Organism: Taeniopygia guttata (zebra finch)
Lineage: Eukaryota; Metazoa; Chordata; Aves; Passeriformes; Estrildidae
Gene: CHORDC1
Product: cysteine and histidine rich domain containing 1
Source: RefSeq, a predicted model, not a curated record
GGAGCGGCCCCGCCCCCGGGCUGCUGCCCGGCUUCCUUCCUUCCUUCCUUCCCUCUCCCUUCCGCCGCGUUUCGCCGGGCUCGGCUCUCCCGGGCGGCGCGGCAGGCGGUGCUGCGGCCAUGUCGCUGCUGUGCUACAACCGGGGCUGUGGGCAGCGCUUCGACCCCGAGAACAACACGGAGGGUUCAUGCACAUACCAUCCUGGUGUGCCCGUUUUUCAUGAUGCUCUCAAAGGUUGGUCAUGUUGUAAGAGGAGAACAACAGACUUUUCUGACUUCUUAAGCAUUGUGGGCUGUACAAAGGGUCUCCAUAACAGUGAGAAACCUCCUGAGCCUGUUAAACCAAAAGUCAAAACUACCUCUGAACGAAAGGAGCUAGCUGAACUGAAACCCAAAUUUCAAGAACACAUAAUUCAAGCACCAAAACCGUUGGAAACAAUUAAGAGACCAAGCCCAGAUGAGCCAAUGACAAAUUUGCAGCUGAAAGUGUCAGCUUCCUUGAAACAAGCUCUUGAUAAACUGAAACUGUCAUCAGAAAAUGAAGGGAGAAAAGAGGAAGAUGGUGAUGAAAUCAAGAUUGGGACAGCAUGUAAAAAUUCAGGCUGUUCAAAAACAUACGAAGGACCACACAGCACAGAGGAAGUAUGUAUAUACCAUUCUGGUGUACCUAUAUUCCAUGAAGGGAUGAAGUAUUGGAGCUGUUGCAAAAGAAAAACUUCUGACUUCAAUACAUUUUUAGCUCAAGAAGGCUGCACAAGAGGAACACAUGUGUGGACUAAAAAGGAUGCAGGUACAAAAGUAGUUCCGUGCAGGCAUGAUUGGCACCAGACUGGAGGAGAAGUGACUGUUUCUGUAUAUGCUAAAAACUCUGUCCCUGAUCAGAGCUACGUAGAAGCUAAUAGCACGAUGGUAAAUAUCCAUAUUGUAUUUGAAGGAGAAAAAGAGUUUCAUCGUAGCGUGAAGUUAUGGGGAGUGAUUGAUGUAAAGAGGAGUUACGUGAACAUGACUGCUACGAAGAUUGAGCUCACUAUGAGAAAAGCAGAGCCCCUGCUAUGGGCGAGUCUGGAGUUACCAGUAUCCAACACACAACCGAAAAAGGAGAGUUCGGAUCAGUAGCAAUUCCAAGAGACAAGUUAUUUCCCAUGAUGAAGUGGUGACUUGCUACUGUAAUCAAAUAUUUAACUUUUAUAUGGGUUUCUUUUUUUUUAAUGCUAGUUCAUCUGUUCCCGUCUAGAAAGAAAUUUGACGCACAGUAAAUGGGGGCGUAUACUUGACAGGGUAACAGUUAUUUCUGCUCUUGCUCCCCUGGGUAUGUUUAUGCUAGAUGUAAUGUCUCCAUGGGAAUUUAGAGUAAAACAGCUAUUGCCCUUUGCUUGCAACCUUCCCUGCCAUGCACUGACUAUCCCAGUAGAUGUGCUCUCUGUUCACAGUGAGUGUCUUUGUUUUUCAGCCAUUCUGUUUACACUAGAUGCAUUUGGCAGCCUGUGUUAAAUUCAGCACUGUUAUGAAGCAUACAGUAAUGCAGAUACAAAAAUCUGAGAUUGAACUGAUUAGCAUGUAAUUCUACAUCUAGAGUAAAAUGUUACAUUAACAGAAAAUAGGAAGUUGUACACUUGUAGACUUCCAUGUUCUGAAGCAAAGGGUUUUUUCAAUUACCCGUUGGCUAUGGAGGAAUGAAAUGAACGGUGUUAUUCCAAGGAUUUCAGUACUUGUUGACUCCUGCUGUCUUUCAUAUAUCAAAGCAGAUCAGGUUAAAAUUUUUAAAAAGGUGGCAAGAAGGGAUUUUUUUUUUUACUUGUUUACAUUUGCUAUUUGAAUAGUUAAUUAUAAAAGCAAAUAUAAAAGUGAAAUGGCUGUAUAACAGCAUUUCAGCUGUGAAGAGUAUGCUAACAGGAAACUUGUAAAAUUACCAAAGUGCUGUACAUAUUUGGCAGCCUUUAGAAUGUAUAGUCUGUCCUAUUUUACAACAUCGAAGAUAUCAAGACUCAAAGUAGAUGGAUAUGUGUAGUAGGAGAAGCCAGGACACACUGUAGGUGUCUUGGUGAAACAAUUUCCACUUAGAUGUGUGUAUCUCUUGACUCUGAGAAUGGUCAUCUAAGAACUGUAGUUAUAUACAGGACAAAUCUUAGGAGAAACAACAUGCUUUAAAAUAUCUGUCUCAAAUUGUAAUUGUACCUUUGAAUCAAAUACUUUAAAAGAAUACUGUACCUUCUGAGCAGACUGUAAUUAGAAAUCAAGAUCUUAGUUUUAUUUUCAGUUUAUCAGUAAAGGUGUGUAGUUGAAAACAGGAUAGCUGUAAAAAUUGGAUUUUUUUUUAAUUCACGCAGCAACACACACAGUAACAUUACUUUCUAUUUCUGGUUGGAAUAGUUCCUUAAUUUUGGCUUGCAGCUGAAAUAAAAAUGUUUUCCUACUAAAGUAAUAAAAAAUGCACACCAUUAUUUAUUGUGCCUAAUCCUGUAUAUGUAAACAAGAGGUCUUCUGGACUGUUAAAAUGCGUGGAUGCUCAUCUACCAGCCUUGACAGACCUGGAAUAGUUUCAGGAGAAACACAUGGUGUAGUAAAGGCAUUCUGAAGUGAAAUACAGAUUUCUGAGAAUCUUGCUGUUUUCCAAUAGGUAUGAUUUGACUCAGACUUCUGUCUCUAACAGUACUUGAAGUCCUACUUCAUGCUUAAAGUAGUAGGAAAUACAUUACCAAAGAAACCAUCCCUGAACACCAAGAAGGUAACACUGGUGAUACAAAUACAUAUAUAUAUAUAUAUAUAUAUAUAUGUAUACAUAUAUAAAAUUGUUUUGGUGCUUCUCUAUCUUAAUUUCAAGAUAAUUUUUCCUCAAUUACUUAGUUUGAGCAUAUUUAUAUGCUCCCUUGGGCCCUUUUAAAAAAAUUCAGCUCUAAGUUCUGCCAUAUAGAUUCUGUUAACCUCUAAUAAUGCCCUUUUUUUCCUCUUUUUUUAAACCUAAAAAUGUCAGGUACUGCAAAGUGAUAGGGUACAAGCUUAUUAAAUAUGUGCCUGCCAGGUGGUCCUCUAAAAGUGGAACAGAUGUUCCUUGAUGUGUUCUGAACCAACAAGUGGAGUACUUAUUAGUGUGAUACUGAGAACAUCAGUGGAUGAAAAAUUCUAGAUAGCUAUAGCUACUAGCAUGCCAUCUGUGUUUGUGUGUGCAGAACUCUGAACUUGGACAGCAAAAUUAGUAGUGCUUAAAUGCCAGGAUAAAGUUCUUGUUUAACAAGCAAGUUCAAAUGUGUCUAUCCAUAUGGAUAUAUAAAUACCCUAAUUAUGUUAAAAAAAUGUGGAAAACAUUUUCUCUUAAUUUGCAUCCUCAUGUGCAGUAGGUCUACAUAAUGUAAAACCUAUUUUAAAGAACUACAUGGAAAAUGGAAUUCCUUGGGAAAACAGAAUUUCUGUUUUUAAAUUAGUCAUAUUCUAUGUUAGUGUUCUAAACCCUAAAUGGUGAGAAAUGUGGAUGAAUAGGCCAUCUGCUGUGAAUGCUGUAGGCUUUGGGGUCUUGUAACUACUUGUUACACUUUUUCAAGCUAUGUUCUACUGGUAGCUUAGUCACCUUGGCCAUAAGUGGGAGAAAGCUCCUGUAAACACAAUCUCCAAUUUUGCUUCUGCUUUUUAUUCAUUCCUCCUGCUCUUCUCCUGUUGUUCAUACUUUUAGCACAAAACUAAAGAUACUUCAGGUGUUCUGUAAUGACUCCCCCCAUCAGUGGCAAUACAACCACUUUUAAAACGUACCUGUUUAAAAAAGCAAGCAAACAAAUCAAAGAACCCAUGAACACCCCACUAGCUUUAGUCAGGCAAGAAAGUAUAGAUUGCACAAUAACAGCAUAGUUUCUGUGCCCUGGAAUGCUUUUCAAAAUAAAAGUGUAAACCUUCAGAUGGCCUAGACUGCCAUAAACUGUCUGUUUAACUGCAGCAAUUCUUAGCAGUUUCCUAUAACCACAUGUCUGCAUCUAUCCUGAAGCUGCAGGAGCUGUAUCACUUAGUGAAUUUGCAUAUUUUGAGCAGUUGCUCACAACAGGCUUCAGCACACCAAGGGUUGUUCCUGGUGUUUCACGCAGUGACAUCUUGACAUGCAUAGUGGUAGCAGACACUUUGAUAGAAUAUUGGCUUAGCUGUAACUUUUAUUAGCAAGUGUGGAGAGACGGUAAGGCCAACUGUAGUGUACUAAUCCAAUCAAGAUACUUUCCCAAAAGCAAGAUUUGUCAAGUAAGCAAAGUGAUAUUUGAUCACGGGUAUUCUCCUGUCUAAUAAUAUGAUACUAAAUUGCAAACCAGUAUGAACAGGCAUACUCGGUGUCAAAUUCAUCCUUUCUUCAUGUUCUCAGAUGUUGUGCUGUAUUUAUCAAAUUAAAUUGAUACAGUCUAACUAUAUUUUUAUAAAUAAGUGUUUAAGAGCUGUAGUGUGUUUCAGUAUGAGUUUAUGUGUUGCACUGUUGGGAAGUUCCCAGAGAGGGGAAGGUCUAAGAGAGGAGAAGUUCUAAGAGGGGAAGAUCCAAGAGAGGGGAAGGUCUAAGAGGGCGUCUGGCCCAUCGGAGACCCCUUAUCAGGGGGUUUCAAGGUGGGCUGGAACAAGACUUGGGCCAAUGGGGUCACAUACACUUGAUGUUUCAGGGGAGGGUUACAGAUGUGGAAUGAACCAUACAUUUUGGGGGUUGAGAUGGAACAGUCCGUUUGACUUUUGGACCUAUCUGUAGGUAAGGGUGUAAGGGUAUUGUCCAGCCAGUAGAGGGGAUUGUUUUCAUCCUGGCUGUACUAUUGUAAAUCUUUUGCCAGGCAAUUAUAUUUAUCCAUCCUUCCCAACAUCACACCUGUAGGCAAGCGUGUUACAUGGGUCAGAACUGACUGUCCAGGUGCAUAUACAAAUUCACCUUCAUGAUCCCUUUAUAAUAUGAACAAUUGCAUGGGUAUACAAGUUUAUAACAGAAAUCAUAACCUUUUCCUCCAUAUGUAAGCCCAUCUUCCCAUCUUACAUAUUUCGUACCAAACAUUACAUCCCAGGUAAAAAGUGAUAGGAUGAAAGGAAAUGGUGUUGAGUUGCACCAGGGGAGGUUUGGAUUGUUAGGAAAAACAGUUUUCAUGGAAGGUGUUAUCAGGCAUUAGAACAAGCUGCCUAGGGAAGCAGUGUACUCACCAUGCUUGAAGGUGUUGAAAAAAACAUGGGUAUGGCACUUAAGGAUAUGGUUUAAUGGUGAACAUGGUGGUGCUGCCUUGGUAGUUAAUGAUCCUAGAGGUUUUUCCAAUCUUAACAAUUCUAUGAUUUUGUAUCCGUAACAACAUUUCUUGGAGGAAUUGGAAUUUAUGUGAAAUGUUAAUACACUGCUAAGCACAGGGCUCAUCAGCUACUCUGACUCUUAGGUGCUGAUAGAACUUGACAAAAAAAUCUUCCAUUGGAUGGUAUUCUGGAUUGUGUACAUUAUCAAGUCACCAUUUCAGUAGUUUAGGAAUCAGUUUUACUAGGAAUUUCGCCUUGGAAAAAAAAAUAUACCUAUUCUACAUAAUGAUGCAUUUUUGGCUUGCAUUCUUUAAACAUGGCAUGAGUAUUGAUUGAAUACUAUAUCUGUUAAUGAUAAUGGUAUUUCCCAAUUUGCUACUAAAUUUUUUUUUAGUUUUGUUCAGGAAGGAGAUCUAUUUAAAAUAAUGAAUGUGUCUGGAACACUGUUUAAGGGUGGUAAUAAUUUUGCCAUUAUAAGAGUUUUGAAUUACAGCUGAAGAGGAGAUGUCUUUUCGCAUGGCUGUUUGAUUCUGCACAUACACAAGACUUACACGCAUAAAUUAAUCUCUUGUCUUCAUGCUCUAGUUUUUUUCUAAAUGUAUCCAAUAAAAUUCUUAUUACAUGCUGGUUGCA